GAACCUCGGGUGCAACAUUGUUGAAUUUGCACGUCGUCGAUGGAGUAUGGCUCCGACCUGGCGGGGUGCUUGCGGAAACACCUGCAGCACGUGGUGCAAAGGGACCUGGUGGAAUGGGAGACGGGGCAAUGGCAGGUGGAGGUCGUCCAUGAAGACCGCACCGCCACGCUGCGCCGGCUGGGCUCGACUCACGCGACGGGCCAAUGCCGCGUGUUGCUGCGGGACUGUCGGGUUCUGCGGCCUGAAGGCUGCAUGCUGGAAAUCCAAAGAGAGCAGAAGGAGAUGCCACUGCUCCACUGCGCAGAGGAGUGCAACUUGGACUGCAGGGGCCGCGUGCGUGUGAACGGCCAGCCUGUGGCCGCGGGGAGGCUGCGGCAGGAGGGCGUACACUACUUGCUGCCAAUUGGCCUCAGCCAGCCGGUGCCGGCAAAUAUGCAGGUGAGAACGCUGACGCUCACUGCCACGGGCAUGGACCAAGGAUGGGGAAACACCGGGGACUCCGGGCUUUUGGUCUGCCUGGUCCGCCCGAGCGAGCCGGCGGAGCCUCUGGCUGGAGUGGUCUACAACCGCCACCGCUCUGCGCAGCAAGAGCACCAGGUGGAGACAGCGCUGGAGAGCGCUGUAGCGCCCUCCGCUGGUGAUCGCCUGGAGGUGCUCCUGCGAUGCCCCAACUACCCCGGCUGGAGCGCCUUCUGCCGGAAUGUGACUUUGAGUGCGGAGUGCAGCCUGGAGACCGUCCGGGAGCUGCCGUGGAAUUUGUCGGAAGACUGGGAGAAGCAGCAGGAGCCCGCCUUCUUCCGCCUUUGGGCAGCCCUGGGCGAUGAUGACUUCCUGCAGCUGGAUAUGUCCCACUUGUCGCUGGCCGGUCAGCAGAAGCAGCACGUGUGGAAGCCCUUGGCGGAAUCUGCGGCUGCGGCUCCUGAGCAAACCAGGCCCCGCCUGGUGCAGCGCUUGGCCGCGCUGCGCACCGGGAACCUUGGGGCCAAGGUGCUUCAGCAGAGCCGGAAGCUCCUGCAGAAGCUCGACGAGGGCACAAGCGUGAUGGGGGCCCCAGCCACAGAGGCGGAGAGGCGGGCCAGGUACGCGGAGCUCGCGGUGCUGGUGCAUCAGACCUUCGACCACAUCGAGGCUUGCAAGGACCAAGAUGCCUUGGAGGCUGUUCUGCAGCAGUACGCGGACUGCGUGGAUGAUUGCAUCUACCGCUGGGAGCGCGAGAUCUGCAACAUGCACGACUUGGUCACGGGAGAGACCUGCGGCGACGACGCCCUGGAUGCGGAGGACGCAGUGCUGCGGGUGCUUUUCCGGAAGAGGCGGCAGAUGGCGGAGGGUUUGCUGCACCAGAUCAAGGGCGCCACGGAGACGGCGGACAUGCACUUCGAGAGCCACUUCUUCGCCUCCGUGCACUUUGGGCUCUCAGAGCAGAUCUCGGCCAGGAGGGACCCCCAUCGGCUCACCUACCUGGCCCUGGACAGCCGCGUGAGGCCGGAGGAGCUGCAGAGGAGGCUCUUCCAGGGCUACACGCCGUCCGGCAUCCGCGCCGCGCUGCGGGAGGAGGUCUUCGAGUCCCAGCAGAAAGGUGCGCAAGCGCUGAGGGAGAAGCUCUUGGACUGGCUGCGCGCGCAGGUUCCCUGCGGCUUCCGCCCGAGCGACCCUGGGAGCAAGCGCCAAGAGGGGUGGCUCUUCAACUAUUGCCACGAUGACUCCUUCCGCAUCACCGAUGAAGCCUUGAACUACAUGCUCUGCUGCAUGCACAUCCUCUCCGCCCACCCGCUCAUCAUGCACGCCGCUGGCUAUGCGUCGGCGCCACCGGCGCGACCGGCGCCACCGGCGCCACCGGCGCCACCGGCGCCCGCGGCGCCAGCGGCGUGAGCGGCUCGGGCGACGGGCGGCGGUGCCCAUUGAGUUGAGAGCAGGACAUUUCGUGCAGUGAAAUGGCCUCGCGAGCAGGGAUGUACACCUAGGUGCCCCG
Molecule: messenger RNA, 1969 nt
Organism: Effrenium voratum
Lineage: Eukaryota; Dinophyceae; Suessiales; Symbiodiniaceae
Source: the annotation of a GenBank genome assembly